UCGGGAGGGACUCCGCCCGGGGUGGGGUGCAGUGCGGGCGGCCCCUGCUCCCGCCGGUUGAUCGCGCGCCCCGGAGCCUCUCCAGCUGGUUCCUAGGCACCCAGUGGCCUCAGCCGGGGAUCCGGGAACCGGGCCGGGAGCGGGCAGCCCGCUUUUGUUUUAGGGAAGCCAGUGGUCGCUCUGUGCGGUUCCUGCCUGGGGCGCGGGUCUGUGUUUCUCCAGGGGGCUUGAGACACCUGGAGAGAUGGCCGAAGUAGCCCCAGGUUUGGGGUGACUUGAGUGGGAGAGGAGCUAGGCCUGGGAGGAUGUGGGGGUGUCCGACGCCUGAAACACCUGGGAAGUUGCGGCUCCCGGGAACAUGUCACCUGCUCGGCCAGCUCUCGGUUCCCCUGGACCCUGGGAAGCCAGUACGGGACACGUCCAAGUAGGGAUGAAUGAUUUUGGAAUCAAGAACAUGGACCAAGUGGCUCCUGUUGCCAACAGUUUUCGAGGGACACUCAAGCGCCAGCCAGCCUUCGACACCUUUGACGGCUCUCUGUUUGCUGUGCUUCCUUCUCUCAGUGAAGAGCAGACGCUCCAAGAAGUACCCACAGGCUUGGAUUCUGUCUCCCAUGACUCGGCCACCUGCGAGCUGCCUUUGCUCACUCCCUGUAGCAAGGCGGUGAUGAGCCAAGCCUUAAAAGCCACCUUCAGUGGCUUCCACAAGGAGCAGCGGCGUCUUGGCAUUCCCAAAAACCCCUGGCUGUGGAAUGAGCAGCAGGUGUGCCAGUGGCUGCACUGGGCCACCAACGAGUUCAGCCUGGUGAAUGUGAACCUACAGCGAUUUGGCAUGAACGGCCAGAUGCUGUGUAACCUCGGCAAGGAGCGCUUUCUGGAGCUGGCGCCCGACUUUGUGGGUGACAUCCUCUGGGAACAUCUGGAGCAGAUGAUCAAAGAGAACCAAGAAAAGACAGAAGACCAAUAUGAGGAAAACUCACACCUCAAUGCAGUUCCUCACUGGAUCAACAGCAAUACAUUAGGCUUUGGCGUGGAGCAGGCUCCAUAUGGAAUGCAGGCACCGAGCUACCUCAAAGACGGCCUCCUGGAUGGCAUGUGCCCGCCGUCAGCCACGCCUGCGGCUCUCGGCUCUGAGCAGGAGCUCCAGAUGUUGCCCAAGUCUCGGCUCAACACCGUCAGUGUCAAUUACUGUUCCAUCAGCCAGGACUUCCCCGGUGGCAACUUGAAUUUGCUCAACAGCAGUUCUGGAAAACCCAAGGAGCACGACUCUCCCGAGAACGGUGGGGACAGCUUCGAGAGCUCUGACUCGCUGCUGCGGUCCUGGAACAGCCAAUCGUCCCUACUGGAUGUGCAGCGGGUACCUUCCUUCGAGAGCUUCGAGGAGGACUGUAGCCAGUCUCUGUGCCUCAGUAAGCCGACCAUGUCCUUCAAGGACUACAUCCAAGAGAGGAGUGACCCAGUUGAGCAAGGCAAACCAGUUAUUCCUGCGGCAGUACUGGCUGGCUUCACUGGAAGUGGACCAAUCCAGCUGUGGCAGUUUCUUCUGGAGCUACUCUCUGACAAGUCCUGUCAGUCUUUCAUCAGCUGGACGGGGGACGGAUGGGAAUUCAAGCUCGCUGACCCCGAUGAGGUGGCCCGCCGGUGGGGAAAGAGGAAAAACAAACCAAAGAUGAACUACGAGAAGCUGAGCCGGGGCUUACGCUACUACUAUGACAAAAACAUCAUUCACAAGACAUCGGGCAAGCGCUACGUGUACCGUUUCGUGUGCGACCUGCAGAACUUGCUAGGCUUCACUCCGGAGGAACUGCAUGCCAUCCUGGGCGUCCAGCCUGAUACGGAAGACUGAAGUCCUCAGGACCACCCUGAGGCAGCCCCGGGCCCCAGGGACUGAGUGGGAAGCCCGUCCUGACCCACUUGCUCCAAAGACCCAUGGGAGGGCAGGAUGAAACCCCUCUGGGGAGAGCCACCAAGCAGCAGUGGCCUUUCAUCUCACGCCUCUCCCACAAGCCAACUCUCCAUGGUGGAAACUGACAGGGCCUCUCUGUCCUGUAUGAGACUCUGAAGGGAAGAGUCUCCAGGAAGCCACCGUGGCACCGAGCAGGCCGUGUGCAGAUCACAAUCGUUGUGGCUAUUUGAGAUGCUCCAGGGAGCCAGCAUGUGGUGGAUACACAAACACUGAAAAACAUUGUUUGGCCACCGGGAGUAUCCAGCGCAAACGCCACCUCCGCUUGAGAGGGCUGGGCAGAUGGAUGGUGUGAUUGCUCCAUUUCAGAAGUCAGUUUGUCUGUAUAUAUUAUUGUAUCUUAUAAUUGUCCGAAUCCUGCGACAGUUCUAUUUAACAGAAGUUGUAUAUUGUAUUUAAAGUAAUUAUAACUUGUUUGAAUCAAGAAUGCAGAUACCUGGUAGGUUAUCUUUUUUUUUUUUUUUUUCACUAGCACAUAGGAACGCUAUUUUUCACAGAUUUGAUCUCUUAGGGGCCAACUGAGAGAAAUCAUAAUAUUCUGUUUUUGUUUUAUUUGCCAGCAGGAAUGGGGUCUGAAGGAUGACCCUGGUUUUUACUUUUGUUUUGUUCUGUUGUUGUUGUUGUUGUUGUUUUUGUUCUGACUGGUUCAUUCUCCAGUCAGGACUUUGUAUAUAUAUUUUUUUAUAAGAAACAUAAUGUUAUUAUUCGAGGGUCCAUGUGGCCUCUCCGCUCUUUCCUGGACUGUAAAGCCGUAGAGCAGUAUUUUUCUUGACCAAUGGCACGUGUUUUCCACUUCCCUGCAUGCCUUAAGCCAGUUUAUACACAAAUGUAUUUUAUUUUUUGGCGUAACUGUGUUUUCCAGGCAACGCCCCUCCCCCACCCCACAGCCAGUCAUUCCCUUCCUUCACCCCAAGGUAUUCUGUGUGACUACAAUAAGAAGACUAUUUUUGGAAAUUUAUGACUCCUUUUCAGAUAUCAGAAGGGAUUUAUGUAGCAGCUAUUUUUACUGCAAAAGUAACUCACUGGAAAAAAAAAUGCAAUUUGUACGAAAGCUUUAUUUUUAUCUCUGUCGUGUGAAGGGAGGUGUGUCGGGCGGGCAGGGGUGAGGGCAAUCAGGAAAGAUCUUCUAUCAGCUUUGACCUUAAAUGAAGCGUGGUGCUUCCUGUCUCGCUGACCUGCUACGUCUCUUACCAUCUGGGCUGCAUGCUCCUCUUUCUGCUCCGUGUGCUCAGAGAGUUUGCGCCUCUUUUUUGGGGGGUGGGGUGGGGGUGGGGUGGAUACCUAGAAGCACAGACAAGGCAAGCACGCUGGGAAAUGGUGUAUUGGAGCAGUCUGUAUGAGGUUCUUAUGUGGUGAAGGGCUAACUCCCCCAUGAGACCCCCAUGCUUUCAUCCAGUCAUAUGGUUUCUAAAGUGAAUGGGCUUCUCCAUUUACCAGCAUGGUGGCCUCAGACCAGAUAUUCAUAAAGAGCCUUUGAGACCACACAGGGGAUGCAGGACCAGCUGGGACCUGCUGUGCCAGCCCUGGGUUGCCUUGGCCUGCAUGCCCAGAGAGAAAUGCUUUGCGGUUUAGCACAGGGACCUGUUUGUCGCCGGGACAUCUGUGUGUAAUAUAAACAGACAUGGGACUAGGAACAUACUCGAGUCAAAAGCUUAAUCCACAGUCAAUUUAUACGCAGUCGAGCCACAUGAAAUUGCCAAGUUUAGCCCGAGUUUUGUCAGCUAAGAUGACGGUUUUACAUGGUUGAAUCUAACAGUCAUGGAAGUCCUCAGAAGUCUUAGGCGUGGUCUUAAGUAUGAAGGUUUUGUAAUUUGGCCUCCUCUUUCUCAAAUAAUAAAGUAUUUGGUUUAUGACAA
Molecule: messenger RNA, 3816 nt
Organism: Rattus norvegicus (Norway rat)
Lineage: Eukaryota; Metazoa; Chordata; Mammalia; Rodentia; Muridae
Source: RefSeq, a predicted model, not a curated record